Molecule: messenger RNA, 2381 nt
Organism: Diospyros lotus (date-plum)
Lineage: Eukaryota; Viridiplantae; Streptophyta; Magnoliopsida; Ericales; Ebenaceae
Product: BTB/POZ domain and ankyrin repeat-containing protein NPR1-like
Exons: 4
Coding region: 277-2079 (600 amino acids)
Biological process (GO): systemic acquired resistance, salicylic acid mediated signaling pathway; defense response to bacterium; regulation of salicylic acid mediated signaling pathway
Cellular component (GO): cytoplasm; nucleus
Molecular function (GO): protein binding
Source: RefSeq, a predicted model, not a curated record
CAAUUAAAUAAGAAAAGAGAGUUACAGCAAGAGGCAAGAACCAGAACACUUGGCCGCCCCAACGGGCCUCUCCGCUUCGCGCAUCGCCUUUUCGUCUCUAGAUGUCGUCUGACUUCUUGAGCUUUUCCUCCAUCCAUGAUUCAAUUCACUUCCGUGGCCGCCUUCGCUCUUCUCCCUGCAACUCGCUCUUCCACUACCAUGGACUUCUUCGUCACAUAGCUUCCUACCAAUCGCUGUCACUCGCUCUUGCUCUCGCUCUCAACCUCCUCGCCUUCCAUGGACAAUCGAACGGCUUUCUCAGAUUCCAACGACACCAGCGGCGGUAGCAGCAGCAUGUGCUGCGUCGUGCACUCCGAAUCCCUCUCUCUCGAACCGCCACCGUCUCCGGAGCUCGCCGCUCUGCGUCGAUUCUCCGAAAACCUCGAGUCGAUUCUCGAAUCUUCUUCGCCGGAAUCUGACUUCGCGGACGCGAGAAUCGCAGUCUCUGGAGGCCGAGAAAUCGCCGUCCACAGGUGCAUUUUGUCCGCGAGGAGUGCCUUCUUCAAGGACGCGUUUUGCGGCACAGAGAGAGGCGUGAGCCUGGAGUUGAAGCAGUUGGCGAAGGAUUUCGAUGUGAGCUUCAAGGCGUUGGUCAGUGUCCUGGCGUAUUUGUAUAGUGGAAAGGUGAGAGCGUUGCCGGAAGGCGUUUGUGUUUGCGUCGAUGAUGAGUGCUCACACGAAGCGUGCCGGCCGGCGGUGGAUUUCAUGGUGGAGCUGCUUUAUGUGGCCUCCACUUUCCAGAUUUCUGAAUUGGUUUCUCUUUAUAAGAGGCACCUAUUAUAUAUUCUUGACAAGGUUUCAGCUGAUGACACUUUAGUGGUUUUAUCUCUUGCAAAUAUCUGUGGUAAAGCAUGCGAGAGAUUGCUUGCAAGGUGCAUUGAGAAUAUUGCCAGGUCUGAGGUUGAUGUCAUAACUCUUGAUAGAACCUUGCCCCAACAUAUUGUCAAACAAAUUCUUGAUUUGCGCAAGGAACUAGGCUUGGAUGGGCCUGAAACCAAUGGUUUCCCUGAUAAACAUGUGAAAAGAAUACAUAGGGCCAUUGAUUCAGAUGAUGUGGAGUUAGUCGGGAUGCUUCUGAAAGAGGGGCAUACUAGUCUGGGUGACGCAUACGCACUCCAUUAUGCUGUUGCAUAUUGCAAUCCAAAAACCACCACUGAACUUCUUGAUCUUGGAAUUGCUGAUGUUAACCAAAGGAAUCUAAGGGGUUACACUCUGCUGCAUGUUGCUGCACUGCGAAGAGAACCACAAAUUAUAGCUUCUCUUCUAACAAAGGGAGCCCAACCAACUGAACUUACCUCAGAUGGUAGAAAAGCACUUCAGAUUUCAAAGAGGCUUACAAGGGCUUUGGAUUACUAUACGCCAACAGAAAAAGGGAAAGCAACUCCCAAGGAUCGGUUAUGUGUAGAGAUACUGGAGCAAGCAGAGAGUAGAGAUCCAUUACUAGGAGAAGCUUCUCUUUCUCUUGCUGUGGCAGGUGAAGAACUGCGGAUGAGGUUAUUGGACCUUGAAAAUAGAGUUGGAAUAGCAAGACUUCUCUUCCCAUUGGAAGCAAAAGUGGCAAUGGAGAUCGCUCGUGUGGAUGGCACUUCUGAGUUUCCAUUAGCCAGCAUGAACGCUAAGAAUGGUAUAACUGGGACCCAGAGGACAACAGUGGACUUGACUGAGGCACCUUUCAAGAUCAAAGAGGAGCAUCUGAAUAGGCUACAGGCACUCUCUAAAACCGUGCAACUGGGUAAGCAAUUCUUCCCGCGUUGUUCCGAAGUACUGAAUGAGAUCAUGGAUGCGGAUGACUUGUCGGAGCUAGCUUCUCUAAAGAAUGAAACUCCAGAGGAAAGGGAACGGAAGAAGCAGCGUUACAUGGAACUCCAAGGCGUUCUUGCACAGGCAUUUCAUGAGGAUAACGAGGAAAUUGACCGGCCUGGCAACAUAUUUUCUCCCUCAUCCUCGGCCUCCAAAAAGGUAGGAAAGGCCAACGGUAAACGCGUGUUCCCAAAAAAUGAUGGAACUCUUAAGAUUCCCAAAAGGCAUCGUUUGGUUUGAUGAACGCCUUGUAGGAGGAGAAAGAGGACCAGAUGGGGAAAGAUUUCCAUUCUGUGUUGCAUUGCAUCCAAGAGUGAGUACUGUUUAUAGUUUUCCUUUUCAGUUUGGCCAAUGCUUAAACAAUGGGUUUUUUAUGUACUGUUUUCCUUUUGUACUGUUUGUAGUUUUCCUUUUCAGUUUGGCCAAUGCUUAAACAAUGGGUUUUUUAUAUACUGUUUUCCUUUUUGAGCAAUGUUUGGGAGGAAGGUUUUGUACAAUAUCGCUUCUACUAGUUAUAUUUCAACGGAUUUUCUGUGGCAAAA